AUGAGCUGGCAAAAUGACAGUGAGACUCCAGGGAAGCUAUGGGGGCCUCAGCACCCCGGCGAAACUUCCAUGGACAAGUAUCGAAUCCACGUCAAUCAGACGUAUGGUCUAGACCUGCAGACGAGCAGCGACCUUCAUCGUUGGAGUGUGCAGAGUCCUCAUCAAUUCUGGUUGGACCUAUACUCGUGGCUCGGUUUGACUCCAUCCCUGCCUCCAGGUAUGCGGGAAGCAUAUGAUCCCAACGCUCCCAUGAGCUCAAACCCACCAUUUUUUGCCGGUCUGCAUGGCUUCAAUUACGCGGAGAAUGCAAUGUUCGCCAAUCCUGAUCCAAAUGCAAUUGCAUUGAUAGGCGUCCGGGAAGACACCGAUCUCGAUGAGGGGAACGAGGAAUUGCUCUCGUGGUCUCAAUUUCGUGACAAGGUUCGCUUAACGGCGAGUGCUUUACGCAGAUGCGGAAUCAAGAAAGGCGACAGGGUUGCGGCUUUGGUCGCAACAUCCGUGUGCGCUAUGGUCCUUUUCCAUGCAGCGGCAAGUAUUGGGGCGGUUUUCACUUGUAUCAAUCCGGACUUGGGACUCGAAGGCUGUGUUUCGAGGCUGCAACAGGUCACUCCCAGCAUUCUCUUCGCGGACUCGCAUACACUCUACAAGGGAAAGGCGGUGUCGACACUCUCCAAGGUCGGCAGCAUUAUGAAGCAACUCAAACCGCAACCGCAUCUAUAUAUCGUGCCUAUCACAUCGGAAAGUAUUGACCUGCCUCUUAUUGAUGCAUUUCUAGCCCGAGCGGAUGCCUCCGACAAGCUGACAUUCUGCCCCAUGUCAUUCAAUGAUCCACUCAUCAUUGUGUAUUCAAGCGGGACUACUGGUGCCCCGAAGUGUAUCGUCCAUCGGCAUGGGAUGAUGAUUCAGCUGAAGAAGAUAGCAAAAGUACACAACGGAACCACACUGUCGGACGUCAUUUUGCAGUAUUCCAGCACGUCUUGGGUGGUCUUCUACAUCAUGUGUGGGUAUUUUGCCUGCGGCGCCACAACCGUCGUCUACAAUGGCAGUCCCAUGUUCCCAGAUACAACUCAAAUGCUGCGAAUGAUCGAAAAGUACAGAGUUACGUAUUUUGGAAGCUCUCCCCGAUACCUCCUUGAGAUCGAGAUGGCCAAAAUCGUCCCAAAAGAGCGCUUCGAUCUCUCCUCUCUCAGGAUUGUGUACACCACUGGUGCGACACUCUCACAUGCCCAGUACCAAUUCUUCUACCGGGCUUUUCCGUCUCAUGUUCACCUCGCGAACACCGCCGGUGGCACUGAUACGGCAACAUCGCUUAUUGCGGCAGACCCAGCCGGAGAUCUGCAUGCCGGAGAAAUGCAAAUGUUUGCGCUGGGUAUGGACGUGGAUAUAGCUGAUCCAGCAUCUGGAGAGUCAAUCAUCGAGUCUGGUGAGGCGGGCGAGAUGAUCGUUCGCUCACCAUUCCCGAGUAUGCCGUGCUUCUUCUGGGGCGAUCACGAUGGCUCCAAGUACCAAUCGAGCUACUUUGAGCGCUUUGACAAUAUMGACGUGUGGGCUCAGCACGAUUGGUUGCAGAAAAUGCCAGCAACGGGUGGGCUGAUCAUGCAKGGUAGGAGCGACGGCGUUUUGAGCAUUCGAUUUGGUUCGGGAGAGAUCUAUGCCAUCGUGGAGGCUGCGCCGUUCAAUGUUCACAUCUCGAACAGCCUGUGCGUCGGUCGACGAAGGCCUCACGAUCAAGAUGAGGACGUCUUCCUGUUUAUCGUAAUGAAUUCAAAUGAGCAAUUCACCCCUGAGCUUUCAGCAGCUCUUCGACAGGCUAUCAAGACAGGUCUCUCUUCGAGACACGUUCCUCGCUUCAUUGUGCAGGUACCAGAGAUACCAACCACUAUCAAUGGGAAGAAAGUCGAGGCCGCCGUGAAACAGACCCUCAGUGGGAAAGACGUGAUUCCUUCCAACACGAUAGUAAACCCUGCUUCGAUUUCGUAUUUUAGACGAUUCCGGGAACUGGAACGAGAACCCAGGCCCGCUAGAUUGUAG
Ramularia collo-cygni is the source of this 2031-nucleotide messenger RNA. RefSeq names its product related to acetoacetyl-CoA synthase. The transcript has 8 exons. Gene Ontology annotation, cellular component: cytosol. Gene Ontology annotation, molecular function: acetoacetate-CoA ligase activity. The record is from RefSeq and is a predicted model, not a curated record. The coding region runs from base 1 to 2031 and encodes 676 amino acids. NCBI's taxonomy places the organism in Eukaryota, Fungi, Ascomycota, Dothideomycetes, Mycosphaerellales, Mycosphaerellaceae.